Fomitopsis serialis is the source of this 2151-nucleotide messenger RNA. RefSeq lists its product as uncharacterized. The coding region runs from base 1 to 2151 and encodes 716 amino acids. NCBI's taxonomy places the organism in Eukaryota, Fungi, Basidiomycota, Agaricomycetes, Polyporales, Fomitopsidaceae. The record is from RefSeq and is a predicted model, not a curated record. The transcript is spliced from 10 exons.
AUGCUUGCCUUGCACAGCGUCGUCGCCGUUCAUCCUUGCACAGCGAAGGACCGCAGUCUCUCCCACGGCUCACCAUCGCAGAUACAUGAAAAGAAGAACCGGAUGUCAGACAUUGCACCCGCAAUACACAUCUUCAAACUCAACUUCAUCAUUCCACGAAGCCUCGAAGCUGUUCAGAUACAGAUGUCAGUUACCGCAUUGCUCCUAUUGGCGAGAGGCUCCUCCCCAUCCGCCUUCGGAUGUAGACGCAUCUGUCUACGUCUUCACAUCCAUAUCUCUGCUGCAUCGCCCGCACGAGGCAUCUACGAUGACCACAUGCAUUCAAAGGCGGCCGGAUAUCUGCUUCGAGACGCAGGCGUAAAGCUGAGACAGCUCACCUCAAUCCCUCCGUCGAGAGGGAUCGCUGGGUCGCCUCAUGUUUGGCGGCCCAUUGCACGCGCACCCCCAUUGGACUCUACUACUUGCCAACCGAACAUCCCAUUGCUAGUGCAUAGUACGACAGCCCACCCAUCAGUCAAUACAGAAAAGGCAGCAUAUAAAAGGCAGCCAGACGAGGAAGUAGUAACGACCGUCAUGACGGUAUUGGCAGCGCGGAAGCGGAGAGAUAUAUCGCGACGGACCGUAUCCUCGAGUUUGCCAUCUCUUCUCCUGUCCGGCGCCCUGCUGCAGCGCAUCCAAGUUGACCGGAUGCGCCACAUGCUGGUCGUUGCCCGCGUACAACGCACCGAAUGGACGGUUGACAGGCUUCGCCGCGGGGCGCGGGUGCACCGCAUACGGCUGCGACGAGGCGACUCGGAGGCGUACACGGGCUGGUACGCGGGCGAGGCAAUGGACAUGUGUGGGGAGACACGGGCGAGGCGAAGCCGUCGAGCUUCGCGACACUCUUGGAAGAAAGAAACCCCAGCAGCCGCAACAUCGGCCAGUCCACCAAUCAGCCUUCAUUUCGUCGAUAAAUGUCGGAGAACGAGUAAUGGAGAUGUGGAUAUGCGCUACGAGAACGUCGACGUUCGCGCGAGGAUAAGCGCAGGACUCUCAGUCCGCGGGCAUUGUGAAGAAGGCGUACAACGAGACGAUGGCCAAGAAGUAGGCAAGGAUGAUACUUACCAACGUCCGCAUGCAUGGCGUGUCACAAUCCCCGCAUUCUCCGCGGUGCGUCUACCGUUGGUGUUCUGCGGAGGAAUGAUGACCGGUCGAGCAUGGCGCAGACGCACAAUCCGACGAGGAGGCCAAAAGGAGGGUCCAAAGCUGCAAACGUCCGGUAAAGAUGCAAUCUGCGGCGCUCAGCGGACGCUAAAUUUACUUCCGAGUUACUUCCGAGGCUCACGCUCAACCGCACGUCCUUCUCUUUCCUUCACAGUUCAAAUGUUCAAUUUCCUGGACGCUGCCUCGGCCUCCCACACAGAAGCGUCGACUCGGCCAGCGGACGACCACUCGGCACGGGCUCUACGUAUCGGCAGGCCAGCAACGCGAGGACGGACGCGCACGGACGGAUGGCGUGAAGACACGCGUGGUACCGUACUAGCUGGCUCGGUAUGUGCGACUUGGUUGACUGCUCUGCAGCCCGCAGAAUGGCCUCCUGAGCUGGCGGCGCUGGAGAGGGUUGAGUGGCGGAUGAAGAUGCGACGUACGUAUGGGGGACACGAGCAAGGCGGGUGGGUUGGACAAGACGAGACGUGGAAGGCGAGAACGGGAGCUGGUGUGGACGCGUCAGGCGGUACGAGCAUCAGCCCACGCACAGACGCACGUCACUUAAGGGUGGAGGCGCAGCCCGACGCGUCGGGAUCAACUCGCCGUACUACGACGUUCACCGAGAGACCUGGGACGAAUAAUCAGCACAAAUCACACAAGAUCGAACAGAGGAUGGACGUAGCAGGAGCCGGAAGGCUGGAUGCGCGCAAGACGAGGAUGGAAGGCGAGAGGGAGGAGGGCAGUAGCGAGCAGAGGAAGGGACUGAUCCACGCUAGGCAGCAAGGUCUAAUUUGGUCGUUCGCACUGAACCGGCAUUCUGGGCUCGCUCGACCGGGCAAUCUAUACGGCGACCCGGGCCUCUCCAGGGAUUCGCAUGCCGUGCUGGUUCGUGCACUGGGUGUCGCUGGGUGUCGCCCUGCUCAAGAUAGACACACGAGCCGGUCUCCAGAGACGAGCGAUUGA